UGUUGACCAGUGAAAACAACCUCAACAACUCUUAGUCCCAUAAGGAAAUUGUUGGAUGCAUGGACCUAUUGGACAUACCAAUAAGCUGGAAAUCAAGAAUCAACUGCUUCCCACUGCAACUGUGGGAGCAUUUUGCAGGCCAUUACUAGAAAAUGGAAGGUGGGAGCCUUAUCAUCACAAUGGCAAGUUGAAACAUGUCUCUUUUAAAGAACUACGGUGCGAUCAAGGUUUCCACGAUUAUGCCUUCUGUUAAAUCAGCUUGCUCCUUAAUAGUCACAAUAUGGAUUAUUGUGCCUCAGCUCUGCCUCUGUCCCGUACAAGCCAUGUUUGGGACAACUCCAAACAUUAAGCACAUUGUGAUAGGAAGAUGCUUCACUUACACCACACUGGUUCAGCCUGGCUUAUGGUAUGACUGUGAGGAAAUCUGGAGGCAGUUUGAGAAGGCUGUUGUCCAGCAUGCCUCUUGUAAUGUGACAGAAGAGCAUUAUUGUGAGAUGUUUAACAUGAUGCCACAGGUCUGGCCAUGUGAUAGGUUUCUUUUUUGGAGCAAAACCAGGAUGUUGGUGCACAGCUAUGCGGCUGUUUUUCGGCAUUUCUGGACACUGGAAGACACGUUGGUUGGUUUCCUGUUCAAUGACCUGAUCUGGUGUGGCCAGGAGGAAGACUCUGACUUUGAUUUCAACUCUUGUCCAGCGUGGUCAACAUGCAGAACCCAUCCAGUUUACUCUUUAUGGAAGCGAGCCUCACAAAACUUUGCAGAGAUGGCAUGUGGGAACAUUACCGUGUUGCUGAAUGGGUCUAUUACAAAUGCAUUCAACAGGAAGAGCAUGUUUGGAAGCAUUGAACUGGACAGCCUGAAUCCUCAGAGAGUGAACUAUGUCAACAUAAAGGUGGUGACAAAUCCAGAAGGACCUCACAUAGAAUCAUGCAGUCAAGGAUCUAUCGUAGAGCUCAUCCAAAUACUCUGGUCACGAGGUUUCCGAUGGACCUGUACCGAUAGUGACCUGACCUUGGUGAUUCUUCAGUGUAUCCAGGACCUAAAUCAGCCCAGUUGCCAGAUGUUGGCAAGCAGCAUGUUGCAGCAAAAGAACUAAACAUCCACAUGAAUCAUAUUUUGAAACCAUGUGUUAAGCUUUAAAAUAUGUCUGCCUGGCAGUGAAACUAAUUUAAUGGUUAACAUUUUCUUUCCAAACCUUCUAGAGAUGGAAAAGGGGCAGGAUUAAAAAGGUUUAAACUUCUGCCUACCUCUUUUUCAAACAAAUACUUAUCAAAAUAUGUUUUGUUAGUAUUAUAGAUUUUUGUAUCAAUGUUUGGUGUUUAACCUCUCUCUCUUUCUUAGCUAACACAUGCACACAGCUGCAGCUUACAGACAUAACUGCCGAACAUCACAGAGGAUUCAGGUUUUAGGUGCAACAAUAUUGUGGUAAUUAAAUUGUGAAUGUGAAUAUGUUUGAAAUAAAUAAACUAAACUAAAACAAACAAAACAUUUGAUGAGCAUUCAUAACAAUCAGUACAUGAUUUAGGGGGUAAUCAGAGUCAGAUGGCUAAUUUAAUUAGCCUGAUUUCAAAAUGGUUCGGCAGACCUACUAACAUUUAAUACUUAUAUAUUUCCACAGUGCUUAUCAUUCUUAUGUACACUUUUUAAAAAUAAAGUCUUGAGCUUUAACACACCUACGCAAACACGAUACUUGCAUGGGUGUGUGAACAAUGUACAUCUGAGCUGUUCUCCUGGAGUUCUAGCUUGAAUUGAAACCACAACUAGAAGUUCAAUAUUUAACUUGCAACCACCAUUGUACUUGUGAACAUGUUCUCCAUUUUAAGCUUCCAAUGAAUUACGUAAGAAAACAGCAGUUUCGCCUUUCAUCGUUAAGAGGCCUGUCUCCUACACAAGCUGUUGUUUUUAAGAAAUUCCUGUUUAUUUUGUCAUAUAUUUUAUCACAUUGUGUCAUUUUCAAAGCACAGCUUAAGAGGUUCACAUCCUUCUGUUUGAUUCUAACGUUUAAGAAUAAACAAGUUUGGGCUUGAACAUCUGGAGACAUCAUUCUUUUUUAUGCAAAACUCCACAAUUGUGAGGAUACCAGAUGUGCGUGCAAUCAUCCCCAGUGGAGCGACGGUGUUAUCAGGUUGAUGCU
Messenger RNA from Gambusia affinis (western mosquitofish), 2132 nucleotides. RefSeq names its product ADP-ribosyl cyclase/cyclic ADP-ribose hydrolase 1-like. The record is from RefSeq and is a predicted model, not a curated record. The coding region runs from base 195 to 1094 and encodes 299 amino acids. Lineage: Eukaryota; Metazoa; Chordata; Actinopteri; Cyprinodontiformes; Poeciliidae. Gene Ontology annotation, cellular component: plasma membrane. The transcript is spliced from 10 exons. Gene Ontology annotation, molecular function: NAD+ nucleosidase activity; phosphorus-oxygen lyase activity. Gene Ontology annotation, biological process: positive regulation of B cell proliferation.